Messenger RNA from Paramacrobiotus metropolitanus, 1764 nucleotides. Its product is annotated as dnaJ homolog subfamily C member 16-like. Lineage: Eukaryota; Metazoa; Tardigrada; Eutardigrada; Parachela; Macrobiotidae. The record is from RefSeq and is a predicted model, not a curated record. The transcript has 4 exons. The coding region runs from base 278 to 1513 and encodes 411 amino acids.
AACUCGGAGAGCACAGGGGAUAUUAUAAUUUUGUAGAGUAAAGAUUUUAUGAUAAAUGAUCAUAAAUCACAAAAUUUAACAAAUCUGGAUUUCUGCAGUAUUUAAUUUAUGAUCGGAAGUUCGGAACCCCUAUUUGUGUUGUAUCAUCUUACGAUUAGAUUAGCUCGUUAUUCGUUACUCGUUAGUUCUGUAUUUUUGGAGUAGUUUAGCUUUAGCAAUAAUAUAGCACGUGAAUUUGAAGUGGAUUUGUUUGGGGUAUUGCUUAGCUGUCAGUUCCAUGAGUCUUGCCAAGGCGUUUUGGUUUAUUGGUGUAUUCAUACUGUUCUCUUCUGUUUGUGCCGUCAGUAAAGACCCGUAUCAGGUGCUCGGAGUUUCUCGUAAUGCUGACGCGGAAGAUAUCAAGCGUUCGUAUAAGACCCUAGCGAAAAAGUGGCAUCCAGACAGGAAUAAGGAUGAACAAGCACAAUCCCGUUUCGUAGAGGUCUCGGAGGCUUACGAGAUCUUGUCCGAUCCCGAAAAACGGCAGAACUAUGACACAUACGGCACCGCGGAGCCGCGCAAUCAGGGAUUCUCCGGUUUCCACGGUGGUCAGCAUCCCCAUAUGCGGUCAUCCUUCCGCGCUUUCCGCACACCGGACGGACGGAUGUUUAUCUUUCCCGAUGAUGCGGAUUUCGAUGAGUUUUUUCCUUUUGGCCAGCGGCGGCAGUAUCAGAAUAAGGAGCCACUGAGCAGUCGUAUCUGGAAGAAGCUGUUGACGCUGCCGGGUGGGUUGAUGAGGUUGCUGGGACGUGAUGAGGCCAUCCCCUUCGCUAGCAUCGUGUUGGCCCUGCUGGCCAUGGUGGGUGUUCCGUUAUGGCUGAAAUGGCUGGAUACCGAUCGGAGUAAAGAGGCCCGCGAGGAGGAGGAACGACGGCGGGCUGCGUUACCGGUAGAUCGUUUUGUGAUGGAAUUGAAAGCGCAGACAUAUCAUGGUUUAUUGCGGCAUACGAAACCGGGAUGCCGGACCAUUGUGGUGUUGGUCGAUGAUGAAUCGAGAAAGGAAUUGGUGGACAGCUUUGCGGAAAUCAUGAAACCUUUUCAGUUCCAAGCCCGCCUGAGAUUUGGCUAUCUGAAUUUGGACAAAUAUAAACACUGGUACGAAUCUCUUCUGUCGGAGACGACUGCAUGCGAUGGUCGCCCGCUGAACAUUUCGGUGAAGAACGCCCGUGGGACGGUUUUGGUGUUGAACGGCUUCAAACGCAGCUACUGUGUAUUCCAUGCACAAAUUUCUCAGCCAAGCCGCUAUGAGGGAGCGGAAUUUCUUGGGUUUUCGAGCUCCGACGAAUCAGAUGUUGAGACCGGAAUACGCAGGAGGAAGAAAAAAGAUACACGAUCGAAGCUUUCCUCUGAUACAGAACAGAAACCGACUCUAGACGGAUUACGAACAUGGUUUGAUAGACUGUUGGAUGGGGACAUUACCAAAUACGAAGUGUCCAAAUGGCCGGAAAUGAAACCGCUAUCUUCGCCAUGGUAGGGUAUAUUCCAUUACUCAGGACACAUUGAAGGAGUAAGGACACGACGUGAAGCGACAGCUGCUGUAUGUGUAGUCAGGUUUUUACUCUGGUCGACUUGUACCUCUUAAAUUAUUAAGGUUGGUCUUUCUGUGUCAAAAAAGCGAAUCGGUCACUUUCGGGGAUGUGAGUGCCAAAGAAAAUUUGUUGAUAUCUUAUUGUUUUAUUGUCAUUUAUCAGUCAUUUUUGUUGUUAAAGAUGAAGGCAACACUAA